AUUUACAUAUGCAAAAAAAAAAAAAAAAACCCUGAGGCUCUUACGCCCCCAAACAUCGUGCACACCUGCAGGUUUAGCGCCGCACAGUAGACUACGGUCAGUUUGUUGAGUCUGACCUGAACUCAUCCGCUCCUCUGAGAGCAGUGCGACUCCAGUGAUGUGUGAACACAGAUCAGAUGGAUUAGUACCAUCUCUCGGGAUUCCCAUCAUGAGGAUAUGAUGACUUUCAGAAACCCUCUCUCUCAUAAACACUUGAGCGGCUACAUGCGCGUCAGGAGCCGCAGGGGAAACUGGCUCGCGGUGGUUCUGCUCCGAGUCUCGCGCCGGGAUCUGUUCUUCUGUCUGACCGCUCUCCUCGUCUUCUGCCUGGGCUCUGUCUUCUAUCAGUUCAGCGGAGGAGCACCAAAAGUCCUGCUGGAUGUGGGUUUUUAUCUCGGGAGAUUUGCUGGUGGCCAUGGACCUUUAGCACCCAGAGCUCUUCCGUUCCCGAGUCAGGUUGUGUAUAACAGGGUGGGUAAGUGUGGCAGUCGUACACUAGUUCUGUUGCUGCGCAUGUUGGUGGACAGACAUGGCUUCACUCUCAUCUCCUCUGACAUUCACAACAAGACCAGACUCACCAAACGUGAACAGGAAAAUCUGAUUAGAAACAUCAGCACAACUCCUCAGCCGUUUCUUUAUACCCGACAUGUGCAUUUUCUCAAUUUUAGCAGGUUCAGGACGGAUGAGCCCGUGCACAUUAACAUCAUCAGAGAUCCCAUCAACAGAUUCCUGUCCAAUUAUUUCUUCCGCCGCUUCGGCGACUGGAGGGGGGAAGAGAAUCAUGUCGUCCGGACCCCUGGGAUGAAAGACGACGAGAGAUACCUAGACAUCAACACAUGCAUCUUGGAAAGCUACCCAGAAUGCUCCAACCCCCGGCUCUUCUACAUUAUCCCGUAUUUCUGUGGGCAGCAUCCUCAGUGCAGAGAGCCGGGUUUGUGGGCGCUGGAGACGGCCAAGCAGAACGUUCUGGAUCAUUAUCUGCUGGUAGGAGUGUUGGAGGAACUUGAGGAUGUGCUGCUUCUGCUGGAGAGACUCCUUCCACACUUCUUCUCUGACGUCUUGAACAUCUACAAAAGUCCAGAAUACAGGAAGCUGGGGAACAUGACGGGCACCGUCCACAAACAGACUCCUGAUCUAGAAGCUCUGCAGGUGCUUUAUGAGCGCAUGGAGUAUGAGUACAAGUUCUACAACUUUGUCAAAGCUCAGUUCCACCUCACCAAGAGGAAGAUCGGCCUGAGAUCCGGCCCCAAACCCUCCAGACCUUAUUCUAGUGUGCUUCAGAGGAAAGACCUACAGGAGGAGCUGGAGGAAGAGGAAACAGAAGACUCACUCGAGUGGACCGACCAGACCUGAGAGAUGCUCCGAGACCAGACCAGAUACAGACGUCUGCUGGAGGCUAAAAUAAAUGAUCAUUCAGCUCCUACUGAACCAAAAAACUGG
This is a messenger RNA of Carassius gibelio (silver crucian carp), 1479 nucleotides long. Its product is annotated as uronyl 2-sulfotransferase. The record is from RefSeq and is a predicted model, not a curated record. The transcript is spliced from 8 exons. Gene Ontology annotation, cellular component: membrane. NCBI's taxonomy places the organism in Eukaryota, Metazoa, Chordata, Actinopteri, Cypriniformes, Cyprinidae. Bases 217 to 1392 code for a protein of 391 amino acids. Gene Ontology annotation, molecular function: sulfotransferase activity.